UUUUAAAACUCAUCACGGCAAUUGGUUGCUAGUCCGGAUUUCUACCACGUUCUAGAUCUGUAGUGCUUAGGUGGGAAGCUAUUUUUGAUACCAUACAUAGUACAUCAAUCCAUAAGUCCCCUUUUGAUGUCCAAUCGAAAAGUUCGCUUGUUUGGACUAAUAUUGACAGUGCAUUAGGCCACAAUGGAGUGCGAUAUUGUGACCAGGAUGAGGAGCUGAAGACUAGGUGCAUGAUUGAUACAACAAGGCUAUGGACCCCAGCUUCAUGGAAGUCUAUUAAAGCAGUGAAAUAUCUUCACGGCGAAGAGUGUCUGGGUUCGUCAUUGAUGCUUGAGUGUUUGCAUCGUCAUCGUCAUUCUGCGCGUCCAUUUUUGAGGCCAUGGCUCAUUAUGAAGUGCCGACAUGGUCACCCCAGCCAACUGACGCCGCAUCAUCACAACAAGACAUAUCCGAACAAUCGUUCGAUCAUCAGCAUUGGCACGAUCAACAGGUCCAGCAUGGUCGUAUGGCCGAAACUAGUGUCGAGAAGAGUAUGGGAGUUGAAACGAUGGCGGUAAACGACCAAUCUGUGGCAGCAGCCUCGCCAAACCCCACAAAGCAAGUUGUGCACAAAAAAUGGUGGCAACUGACGAAGACCGCGGAGGAGAAGCUGUUCAAUAAUUUGAAUGAUCAGUUUAGUGGCAAGCGAGGCUGGAACGGCCAUUUCUAUUACAAACCACGCAAGCCUGACGAGGAGCACCAGGAUCACGCCGCCCUUGCCGAACUUCACUAUGGAGGGUCGUUGAGGAAGGACGAGGAAGGCAAAUUUGAAUAUCGAAAUCAAUUCGGACAGAAAAGCGCCAAAUAUAGCGACGUAGCGGUAUAUCUAUCCCCAACCAACUACGUCCCUAAACGGCUCAUCGUUCAGGCGACCGAUUACGUAUUACAACACAAUCUUGCAGUGGGAGAUUGGAGACGACGAAAGAUGACUGGUGAUGUCCCAAUUGCGUUACGUCUUGCAGAAUGGGCUUUGGACCCGGUGGAGAAGAAGGGUUGGUGGAGGAGGAUUGAUGGCACUUUGCGGGUCCUUGUUGUUUGUGUACCUUUGCAGAUAUGCCUGUCAUUGCCUUUGACAAACUCAUGGGAGAAUGAGGACACUUUCGAUACCUAUACCGACUUUCCAGGCUAUCACUGGCAGUGGCCAAAACAUGCGAUCAACCCAUUGGAUCAGAAACCCCUCCCCAACAAUACCAUCAUCGCACCCGAGCGUCUUUCCAGCCGGCGACGACUUAUUCGACCACGCCAACUAGUUGUGCAACAACGCGAUGGGAGCUGGCAAGUCGAAGCAUCAGCUCCUGCAGGUCUACAAUAUGUGUUCAUCAGCUUCGCUGAUAAGGCUUUUAGUUCAGAAAGUGGCCGGUUACUGAUACAGCGCAUGGCAGCAUGUGCUGCACUCGAAGCUGGCUGCACAGCUUACUGGCUUGACUUCCUGUGUAGAGCUGAGUAUGCGGGCGACCUUUUGGACUCAGAUGUUUAUCGCAUGUGUGAUGUCAUUCGUGGUAGCAGUCGCGUCGUAGUGAUGCUCCCGGAUGCUCAUAUUGCAAGCAAGAAGAAUUGGGGCUCUCGCAUGUGGACAUUACCAGAGGCACUCCUAGCCCCUGAGAACCGAUGCUAUUUCUCCCAUCCUGAUGGCGAAGGUCAAAUGACACACUCUAUGACCUUGGUUGAAAUGACAGCCGAAGUUUGGGAAGACCCUGUUGAUUCAGAGGAGGACGGAGGUCCGACCCGCCUGCUGGCCGAACAUUAUACCAACUUACUCACUUUGAGCCGUUUGGAGCUCUUCUCUACAGCCCUUGACGCCUUGUGGCGUCGCGCCGAGGUGAAUUACAACUUCUUCACGCCAAAUGAUGUUACAUAUGCUCUGAUGGGUCUUUUGCAUUACCGUAUCAAUCGCGACGACACUGAUACGGAGUUUCAAUCAAUCGCCCAAUUAUCCUUGGGUAAUGACAGCGACAGAAUUGUUGAGCGUAUGGUGUCAUUGUAUCCUAAGCCGGAUGUUAGCAUCUCCAAUCCGUUCCGGAAUCUUGCAACCAAGGAUCUUUUUAAAACCCACCUCUGGGAUAUCGAGCCAACAUGUCAGGUCGUUGGUGUCGCACAUGAGAACAAUACAGUUCUGUUAGACUCGUGUCGCGCAAUGCACAUCCGCUGGAAAGGCUUUCCGCGGCCUGUGGUGGCUCGGGAUAUGGGUUUUCGCCGAUUCCUUGCGACAGUUUUCGUCACAGCUAGUACAUGGUGGUUGAUCCAAGGCAUUGGCCUGGCUAUCUACUAUGCACCGUUUUAUUCCAGCAGUCGUGACGAUGAUAUCAAACUUGUCAUCAAAUGGAUGGUCGCGGGCUUUGUAUUCGUCGCUAUUGCGCUAAGCGCAUUUGGGCCGUUUUCUGUGCGGCGGCUAUACGGUGGACAGGUGCUGCAAAGCGCCAGCAAUCUGGUUGCCUUUGAAGGUGUGAUGCCCAUCGCCAAGCUCGAACGGCUGAUAUUUGGCAACGACAACUCGCGGCUUUCAUACGAAGCAUCAUCUACGCCCUUCAGCGAACACUUCCGCCACCCAAGCCGUCGUGUCGGCUUCGAGCCCAAUUGGAUCCGCAACGAAACACCAGAACUCACGAAACCCAACCUGCCUAAAGGCCAUAAAUUGUUCACCCUUGUCGAUACUGGAGAGUUGACUGUUAGCAUCUUCAGUGCCGAGCGACCUCCCACAGUCGCGCUUCUUUGCGGCAGGGAAGGUGGCAUGCUUCGGGCUGUUCUCUGUAGCUGGCAGUUCGAAAAUGACUGCCUCUAUAAAGAGACCGUCGUUCGUAUGCCCACCAAUGUGUGGGAGUCGGCUACACCGAAAGGUUGGCUGAAAGUCUGCCUCGGAUCGCUGGACCAGGAAAGAGAGGGUGAGCGAGUAGAGCGAUUGAAACGGGAACGGGAUGCAAAUGGAGCAGGCAAGUGAGUGCUUUUCUACAUAAUGAUAAUAGAAACUUUAAUCCAUCUUCUCUUUUGACCUUGAUGGUUAUUUUUUUCUUGUGAUCUGCUGAAUAGUGACUCGACGUAUAUGCCAAUCUUGCAUUACUAGAUGCCUAGAUGCCUAGACCUUUUUGUAUAGCAUGUAACUCAUGCAGCCCUUGUCAAUUAUGACCUGAG
Truncatella angustata is the source of this 3165-nucleotide messenger RNA. RefSeq lists its product as uncharacterized. The transcript is spliced from 2 exons. The record is from RefSeq and is a predicted model, not a curated record. NCBI's taxonomy places the organism in Eukaryota, Fungi, Ascomycota, Sordariomycetes, Amphisphaeriales, Sporocadaceae. Bases 380 to 2974 code for a protein of 864 amino acids.